AUGGGGGAUACGAGCCUGAAGAGAAGGAGAGAAGAUGAGAAGUCCAUUCAGAGUAAUGAACCCAAAACCACAAAUCUCCAGAAAGAGGUGGGUCUUCUCAGCGGCAUCAGCAUAAUCGUGGGCACCAUCAUCGGCUCCGGCAUCUUCAUUUCCCCCAAGUCUGUGCUCAGCAACACCCAAGCCGUAGGACCCUGCCUCAUCAUCUGGGCCAUCUGCGGGGUCGUGGCGACGCUGGGCUCUCUGUGCUUCGCCGAACUUGGCACCAUGAUCACCAAGUCCGGAGGCGAGUAUCCUUACCUGAUGGAGGCCUUUGGCCCCAUUCCUGCCUAUCUCUUCUCCUGGACCAGCCUCUUCGUCAUCAAGCCCACCUCUUUUGCCAUCAUCUGCCUCAGUUUCUCUGAGUACGUCUGCGCGCCCUUCUACUCUGGCUGCCAGCCGCCCGUGGCUGUGGUCAAGUGCCUGGCCGCGGCCGCCAUUCUGUUCAUCACCACGGUGAACGCGCUGAGCGUGCGGCUGGGGCGCUACGUGCAGAACUUCUUCACGGGGGCCAAGCUGGUCAUCGUGGCCAUCAUCAUCAUCAGCGGGAUGAUCCUCCUGGCCCAAGGAAACACAAAGAACUUCAAAAAUUCCUUUGAGGGUUCACAAGUAUCUGUGGGAGCCAUCAGUCUGGCAUUUUAUAACGGACUCUGGGCCUAUGAUGGAUGGAAUCAGCUCAAUUAUAUCACAGAAGAACUCAGAGAUCCUUUCAGGAACCUCCCCCUGUCCAUUAUGAUUGGGAUCCCGCUGGUGACGGUGUGUUAUAUUCUCAUGAACAUUUCCUACUUCACCGUGAUGACCACGACGGAACUGCUGCAGUCCCAGGCUGUGGCUGUGACUUUUGGGGACCGUGUUCUCUACCCUGCCUCUUGGGUGGUUCCACUUUUUGUGGCAUUUUCAACCAUCGGUGCUGCCAAUGGGAGCUGCUUCACAGCCGGCAGACUCGUGUACGUUGCAGGCCGGGAAGGUCAUAUGCUGAAAGCACUCUCUUAUGUCAGUGUUAAGCGCCUAACUCCAGCUCCCGCCAUCAUCUUUUAUGGCAUCAUAGCCACUAUUUAUAUCAUCCCUGGGGACAUCAACUCAUUAGUCAAUUACUUCAGUUUUGCUGCAUGGCUGUUUUAUGGCAUGACGAUUCUAGGACUCAUUGUGAUGAGAUUUACAAGGAAAGACCUGGAAAGACCUAUCAAGGUGCCCAUUUUCAUUCCCAUCGUGAUGACUUUACUCUCAGUGUUUUUAGUAUUGGCCCCAAUCAUCAGCGAGCCUGCACUGGAGUACCUCUACUGUGUAUUAUUUAUACUAAGCGGCAUUAUUUUUUACUUCCUUUUUGUCUAUUACAAGUUCGGAUGGGCUCAGAGAAUCUCAAAACCUGUUACCAUGUACCUUCAGAUGCUAAUGGAAGUUGUCCCUCCAGAAAAGGAACCUGAGUAA
This is a messenger RNA of Elephantulus edwardii (Cape elephant shrew), 1464 nucleotides long. RefSeq names its product solute carrier family 7 (amino acid transporter light chain, bo,+ system), member 9 (gene SLC7A9). Lineage: Eukaryota; Metazoa; Chordata; Mammalia; Macroscelidea; Macroscelididae. The transcript has 12 exons. Gene Ontology annotation, molecular function: L-amino acid transmembrane transporter activity. The record is from RefSeq and is a predicted model, not a curated record. Bases 1 to 1464 code for a protein of 487 amino acids. Gene Ontology annotation, biological process: amino acid transmembrane transport. Gene Ontology annotation, cellular component: membrane.